Exaiptasia diaphana is the source of this 3431-nucleotide messenger RNA. RefSeq names its product anillin. Bases 89 to 3241 code for a protein of 1050 amino acids. Gene Ontology annotation, biological process: actomyosin contractile ring assembly; septin ring organization; mitotic cytokinesis. The record is from RefSeq and is a predicted model, not a curated record. NCBI's taxonomy places the organism in Eukaryota, Metazoa, Cnidaria, Anthozoa, Actiniaria, Aiptasiidae. The transcript is spliced from 15 exons. Gene Ontology annotation, cellular component: actomyosin contractile ring.
UCGAAAACCUUCGUUCCAACUGAUUUGUGCUCGGAAAAUCUUUGAUUUUAGCUAAAGAAAGAAGGAUUGAUGGUUUAAAACACUUGAUAUGGAUCCAGCUACAUUUACCCAAAAACUACUUGAGAGAACACAAGCUCGCAAAGAAGCCCUCAAAAAGAAGAAUGAAGAAUUCAAUGCCUGYCGCAACAAAAGGGUAGCUCCUCCCACACCGUCAUCACCAGCUAAACCSCCUAGACGWCCACUAACUGAAGACAACAGUGAUUCUACAACUCCAAGCAAACCACCAAGAAAGAUGCUUUGUAAUGACAAGAAAGAAAUCAUUACUCCAAGCAAAAGACGACCAAUGUCAGAAGAUAACUGYGAAGGUGGUUUACCUGACGAGGCUUCACGAAGAAGAAUUGUCAGUGACAGCAGUGUCCCAAAAACRCCCACAAGAGUGACWGUUACUGCGAAGGUACCAACCACACCCAAGAGUACUGCAAAACUGCCAUUUUCUGAUAGGGCUCCAUCAACACCGACCUCUGUYAGUAAAGUGAGAGCUGGGCUUGAAGUGGAUGCAAGCAGCAGUCCAUCUAUCAGGGCGCGCAAAGAACAACUUAUAAUGAUGCAACAGAAAGAUCAGRAAAGUUGUGUCACACCAAAGAAACACUGGAAAAAAGCUCUGGAUAUGACUGAAACUAAAAGCCCAAGUGUGGCUGCCAGAUCRGCCAUCUUUGAAAACAAUAAGGAGAAAGGUCCAGUCCAAACAAUGUCCACCGCAACACCAGGAAAGGUCUCAGCUAAUAGAGGAGUCUUUGAAAAGCAAGACUCAAUAGAAGCAAAACCUGCAUCCAAUGCUCCUCCAAAGCCACCAAGAGCAACAACCGAAGCUGAAAAAACUUUACAUAGAGAAAAAAGCUCAUCAAAGAGGAAAGCUCCACCACCUCCAGCAAACGUGACUGAUGGUCCUGCAUGUAAAACAAGAGAUGAAGAAGUCAGUUGUGAUUACAGUGUCAUUUCAGCAAGKAAUAGCACAGAAGAAGUGCCUUCAAAGAAAGAAAAGAGGACUGAGGGAGAGRCAGCAUCUCAGAAACCAGUCAGAACUACUGUUGAGGUUGUCAUGGAACCUGUGGCAAAGCCUAGGAAGAGAACUCAAWAUGAAGAGACCAAUAUUGAAAAACAGAAGAUUAUUAAAGACAUUCAGGAUCUUGAAGAGCAGAGAGCAAGACGAAGAGAAGAGAGAAAGAAAGCCAGAAUGGAAAUGAGAGAAAGGGAGGAUGUUGUGGUUGCRAAAGCACAAGGAGUUGAAGAKAGUCGUGCAACAAGAAGCAGUCRUGUUGAGGCURUUGCUGUUCAUGUAACUGAAGUAUCRAGUCCCCAGAGAACUGUUCCRAGACCAAAACCAAGAGUCGAGGUUGUGUCAGACUYGGUGAAUGCUAAAAACACAGGCUACAAAAAUACAUUUGAUGACAAAAAGACGGAUAAAACUMAACCAGAAUGUGAAMCUGUUUUGCCCAGUUCAACACAGRCAGCUGAACCRGAAAAACCUGUUAUUCARAAGGACAAUGAAAAUGURAAAAUGCUGGCAARGGAUGAAAAAGAAUUCAUUCCAAUGGCUAAACAUGUAUCAGCUUCUCAUCUGAGAUCAACUGAGAACCUSCAUAGAUACGGUUCCCUUGGUGACAUGUAUCCAGGAACRGAYGGCGCACUAGAUGAUACAAUCAAUCUCAACGAUGUGAAUAUUCAUGAGAUGACUUUUACUUUUGACUUCAGUAAUUUUGACAAAAUCCAGGAAGACAGAGAAACUAAAUUCCAGAAAAGUUUUAAUGAGACACAGCAGGAGCUCGAGAAAGAGAAAAGCAAAGAACCUAAAUCAAUGGAGAUUGAGAAAGUAAAGAUGAUUGCACAUCAACCAAGACCAACAGCAACAGUUGAAGAAAAAAACAAUGGAGUCUUUAAGUCAGGGUAUAGCAUGGAUGCCGAUGACCAAUAUGCAACAAAAGUGUACAAGAAGGAAAGACCACCAGUGCCAGAACGACCAAAACCAACGCAGGAGAAGAUAAAGGAUAUUCUUGAUCAAGCAGCUUCGCACCAGAAUAUCAUUUUACAGACGAGUCAAGCUUUGAAUGUCUGUGAGUCAAACAAUGACAUCUUCAAGGGUUCGCAAGAAGAGAUUGAGGCAGAAAGGGUGCUUCUCCUUGCAUCUGAGCGUAAGCAAGCUUGUUUGAAUGAGCACCACAGACUAAAGUCAGGACGUAAAGAGAGCAAACGAAAGCAUCAUAUUGACCCAAAGGCCUGCUCCUCAACAGUUUCUCUCUCAGGUAUCCGUUUAGCUUUGAAACAAGAAUUUAUGGAUGUGCUCAGAGUUGGUAUCAGAAAUGAUCUUGGUGUGUUCCAUUUUGUAUGCCAUGUCCAACAAGGUCCUCUURAGAUUACAUCAACAAAGACCUUGUCUAUCCAUGACUGUACUAGCGAUGGCGGAAAUUUCCUUACAUUCCCGGACAAGUUUGUAAUGAAGAACCUCAAUCCAGACUUCAACAUUGUAGUCAGAGUGUUUGGAAUGCAUGUUCAAAAGUACAAUCCUUAUACUGCAAACACAGCACAGAAACACAAGUUCUUUCAAUCCCCCAAAACAACUAAAAAUAAGCGAGGAGUCCCUGACGGUUCUUCACCUAGAGGAGCAGAAGCCAUGCCCGUGUUCAGAACAUCAAACUUUAAACUUGUUGGAUCUACAAGAAUUACUCUUCCUAAAGUCAACUCAAAGAAGUGGGUUCUUGAUGGGCUUGUUGAAGGCUGUCCAUUGAAGGAGACAAUACAGAUGAAGAUUCAUUGUAUGCCGCAGUAUACAAGCUGUGUGAAGGGAUUUUUGACUAYCUUAGAAGAUGUUGGUGGUUACAGCGCAUGGCAAAGACGGUGGUGCGUCCUUGARGGCGGAAUGCUCUCCUAUUGGAGGUAUCCAGGCGACGAAGCUGAUAAGACUCCCCUGGGUACCCUGGACAUUGGCCAGUGURUUAGUGAACGCAUUGCAACAGUUCCUAGAGAUCUUUGCGCUAGACCUAACACUAUUGAAGUUGCUAUGAAGAAAGRCGACAACGAGGAAUACAAGUUUCUUCUCGCUUGUGAUACAAAAGAAGAUCGUGUUACUUGGCUUGAUUGCCUGAAUGACGCUCUAACAGACAUGAAGGCCUGGAACUCAAACAACAACAAGGUCUUGUACCCUGAGAUAACUCGCUCGGUCGACGAGAAAGUGCAUAUGUGUUGAGAAAUGCCUGGCAUUACACAAUGUGAAUAUGAACUGACGCAAUGCUUGCAAGAUUACAGAUAAAGAAUGGAAUCACAAAACAAGCGAAAUGAAUUCAUAUCUUGCGAAACCAAGUGCACUUCUCACAAACACUGGAAAAAAUCGCGUGCUUUAAAGGUCGUAAAUUUGAUGUAUAUAUGAUGUAAGUGUC